AUGUCCUCGACCCUUCCUCCUGCUGCCCAAGCCGCGUCUCAGGCCGCCCUCAAAGCAGCCAUUGAGCAGACCUCUCAGCUAGAAGCUGGUGAGAUCGAGGAGGGCCAAGACGUCGUCCUCGACCCCGCUAAAUUUGAUGAAAUGCGCACUGUCUUUUCAGACCCCCAAACUUUCAACGUCAAGCAUCCCCUCUACUCUGCAUGGACCCUUUGGUUUGAUUCUCCAAACACCAAGGGCAAAACCCUCCCUCAGACCCCAGCGACCUCAGUGCCCCCAACCCCGGGUGGGGUCCCACCGACUCCAGGCGCUCUCAGCUGGAUGGACGAUAUUAAACGUCUCAUCAAGUUUGAUUCUGUCGAAGAGUUUUGGGGGCUUUAUAAUAACAUCAUCGCACCGUCUAAAUUGCCUCCCAAAGCCAACUAUUACCUGUUCAAGGAUGAUAUCUUGCCGGCAUGGGAAGAUGCAGCCAAUAAAGAUGGUGGAAAAUGGAGUGUGCAACUCCCUAAGGAUAAGAACCGUGCUCGGAUUGACGAAAUGUGGCUCUACACAAUGCUCGCCGCGAUUGGCGAAACUUUCGACCCUGCCCUCUCCAAAGCCGCUGACCCAAAUUCGACCACUCCCCCUCCAACCUCCUUGAUCACGGGAGUAAUCGUUUCUUCUCGACCUCAAUUCUACCGAGUAUCCAUCUGGACGCGCCUUGCCCCUGGCCUGGGAGGAACCCCCUCCAACCAGUAUGAAACCGAGGAAGCGAUUAAACAACGGAUUGAACACAUUGGACGGCACUUCAAAACUGAGGUCCUCGGGUUCCAUGAAUCGGCAAAGAUCGGAGGCCCACUGGCUACCGAAGUCGAGUUUGCGAGCCACAAGGAUAGUGAGAAGAAGGGCUCGAAAGGGAAAAAAUGGGUUAUCUGA
Rhizoctonia solani is the source of this 912-nucleotide messenger RNA. Its product is annotated as eukaryotic translation initiation factor 4E type 2. Lineage: Eukaryota; Fungi; Basidiomycota; Agaricomycetes; Cantharellales; Ceratobasidiaceae. The transcript is spliced from 5 exons. Gene Ontology annotation, biological process: translational initiation. Gene Ontology annotation, molecular function: translation initiation factor activity; RNA 7-methylguanosine cap binding. The coding region runs from base 1 to 912 and encodes 303 amino acids. Gene Ontology annotation, cellular component: eukaryotic translation initiation factor 4F complex. The record is from RefSeq and is a predicted model, not a curated record.